Molecule: messenger RNA, 473 nt
Organism: Puma concolor (puma)
Lineage: Eukaryota; Metazoa; Chordata; Mammalia; Carnivora; Felidae
Source: RefSeq, a predicted model, not a curated record
UGGCCUUCGGUGCCAGCCCCGCCCUGUCCCUCCCGCCGGAGAAGGACUAGAGGGAGGCCCAGCAGCCAGCCAGUUCCCGCGCGUCGUGCAACUCCGUGGCCUCACACCCCUACGAGUCCGCAGAAUGGAGGUCAAGAAGAUUGCCAUCUUCGGUGCCACGGGCAGGACCGGGCUCACCACCCUGGCGCAGGCGGUGGAAGCAGGUCAUGAUAUCACGCCACGAGACCAGCCACUGACUGGGGCCUACUCAGUGACCCUGGAUGGACGAGGCCCCUCAAGGGUCAUCUCCAAACACGACCUGGGCCACUUCAUGCUGAGCUGUCUCACUACUGAUAAAUACGACGGGCACAGUACCUACCCCUCCCACCAGUACGACUAGGGAUCUGACCGCAUCCAGGAGGACGGCCUUCUGAGAAAUGGAGAACAGAGGAAAGGAGCAAUAAAUCUUGAGCCCAGAGCUUCACGUUAUUCUA